UUUCAAUCCCUGGUCAGGGAACUAAGAUGCCAAAAAAAAAGAGAAGGUGGGGAGCAGAAGAAAUCACCCAUCACCCUGAGAUCUCUCUCCAAAUGAGCAAUUCUGGAGCCUCUCUUCCAGAGUCAUUAGGAUUUCUGCUUUCUCUGACUCCUGCCCUUUCUAAGAGGAAGACGAGAUGAUCAAGCUCCAGGAAACCAUGACCUUCAAGGAUGUGGCUGUGGUCUUCACCAAGGAAGAGCUGGUGCUAUUGGACUCCACCCAGAUAAAUCUGUACCGAGACGUGAUGCUGGAGAACUUCAGGAACCUGGUCUCAGUGGGAGACAGGAUUAAAAACCUUUCUAACCUUCAGGAAAAAGGGUGGAGCUACCUCUAACCAGAAGUGCUCUACUUUUGGCAGAUUUGGAAACAAAGGAUCAGUGAGUUGACUGUGAGUCAGGAUUGUGUCAUGAAUCUUCGAGGAGAUUGUCCCCAAUAUUUAGAAGGAGAUGUUUCCCUCUGUGAAGAGUGGGCAGGGGCAUCUGAAAAUGAAAACUAUGUAAUAAAUGCCAUUAACUUUGAAAAUCAAGACAGCACAGCUUGGAAAGGCCUGACACAGGUCCUUACCCCAGGAUCUUGGACGAAAGCCAACAUAAUGCCUGAGCCCCAAAAUUCUUGGGGAAAGCCUAAGACAGAGGAGAAACUGAAUGAAUGUGCUCUGUGUGAGGACAGCUUCCUUCAGACCUCACGUGAUUAUGAUGAUUCCCAAGAAUGUAAAGGAGAGGAACCUGGCAGAUACACCGGCUGUGGGAAACUCUUGGUUUUGAAGUUAAGAGUCAAACCCGGUCACAUGGUCCAUGCAGCACGGCAACCUUUCAGGUGUAAUAAUUGUGGAUUGGGCUUCAUAGAUGAUGCAGACACGCAUGUUCAUCACAGCACUCACACAGGAGAAAAACCUUAUCACUAAGACUAGUGUGGAAAGGACGUUAGUCAGAGCUCAGAACUUAUUGUUCGUUAUAAAACCCAUCCAGGUGAGAAAACGUGUGAGGGUCAGGAGUGGGCUAAAGGCUGCAAAAAGAGCUCAGGCCUUUCCAGGAAUCAGAAGGGCCCCUCGGGAGACAAACCCUAUAAAUGCAUCGAAUGUAGCAAAGGCUUUAGGCGCAAUUCUUCUCUUCACAACCAUCACCGAGUCCACACGGGGCAGAUGCCCUACAUGUGUGACAUGUGUGGGAAGGGGCUCGGAUUCAGGUCCCUUCUGUGUAUCCAUCAGGGAGUCCACACAGGGAGAAAGCCCUAUAAAUGCACUGAGUGAGGGAAGGGCUUCGACCAGAGCUCCAACCUUCUUGUGCAUCAGACGGUCCACACUGGAGAGAAACCCUGCAAAUGCAGCGAGUGCGGCAAAUGCUUCGGUUCCAGCUCCGUUCUCCAAGUCCACCGGAGGCUGCACAUGGGGGAGAAGCCUUAUAGGUGUGGCCAGUGUGGAAAGGGCUUCAGCCAAAGCACACACCUGCACAUUCACCAGAGGGUCCACACGGGGGAGGAACCCUACAAAUGCGAUGGGUGCGGGAAGGCUUUCGCCUACAGCUCGGUUCUGCGCACUCACCAGAGAGUUCACACAGGAGAAAAGCCUUACAUGUGCCAAGUGUGCGGUAAGGGCUUCAGUUACAGCUCCUAUUUUCACUUACAUCAGAGAGCUCACACCCAAGAGAAGCUAUAUAAAUGUGAUGAAUGCGGGAAGGGCUUCACUCGGAACUCGGAUCUUCACGUUCAUCUCAAAGUCCACACAGGAGAGAGGCCCUAUAAGUGUAAACAAUGUGGGAAAGGCUUCAGUCGGAACUCUUAUCUUCUUGCCCAUCAGAGAGUUCAUAGGGAUGAGAUGGGCUAUACAUGCCAUGAGCACGGAAUUCUGGGAAGUGUAGUCCAGAAGUUGCCUGCAAUCGACAACACUUCCUCUUCAGGAGUGCAGGGUGUGGUCCCUCUCGAAUGGUCUCCGGAUCCAGGGAAGGGAGUCGCAGGAACUUCCGCUCCAGGGGAGGUUGCCGCCAUUAUUCCCCAUGUGGAGUGGAGACUUGAGCCCAGCAACGCCUCCGCACCUCUUCAGCCUAGAUUAGGGUCCAACAGUGGCCCGGCCCUCUGGCUUGAGGAAGAGAAGCGAUGGUCGGCGGAGGACAGGGUAGAGGCAUUAGCGCUUCCCUCUCAGGAGAGCCUCCUAGCGUUUGCAGCGGUUAGCGCGUCCCAGGUUGGGGUAAUGCAUCGCUGGUUUGACGGUCUGUUGGGUUCUAUGCUCCCCUCCAGCCUCUCCUUGAUUCGCAAUCAGCACGGCCACUUCCUAGUGUUAUAA
Hippopotamus amphibius kiboko is the source of this 2317-nucleotide messenger RNA. It is a transcript of the gene ZNF285, whose product is annotated as zinc finger protein 285. Gene Ontology annotation, biological process: regulation of DNA-templated transcription. The transcript is spliced from 5 exons. Lineage: Eukaryota; Metazoa; Chordata; Mammalia; Artiodactyla; Hippopotamidae. The record is from RefSeq and is a predicted model, not a curated record.